Messenger RNA from Zychaea mexicana, 1173 nucleotides. RefSeq names its product kinase-like domain-containing protein. Bases 1 to 951 code for a protein of 316 amino acids. The transcript has 6 exons. Gene Ontology annotation, molecular function: ATP binding; protein kinase activity. The record is from RefSeq and is a predicted model, not a curated record. NCBI's taxonomy places the organism in Eukaryota, Fungi, Mucoromycota, Mucoromycetes, Mucorales, Lichtheimiaceae. Gene Ontology annotation, biological process: protein phosphorylation.
AUGCCGGACCUGAUGAAACGAUUCGCUUCAUUGUUCAAAAAGAAGCAGCAAGAAGAUAUACCAGCACGAUUACCUUCGAGUUUGACACGAAUCUACAAGGUUUCCAACCGUACCUUGGGAGUUGGCUCUUUUGCCGUUGUCAAGCUUUGCACGCAUAAAAAGACAGGCCAAACGUUCGCUUUGAAAAUUGUCAUGAAAAAGGCUAUUGCAGACGUCUUGAAGCAAGUUCGACAUCCACACAUUAUAUCAAUGCAUGGACUAUUCGAAGACGCGCAUGCUGUAUAUAUCGUAGCCGACCACGCCAAAGGUGGCGAAUUGUUUCAACAGCUAUUACGCAAAGGAUCGUAUACCGAGCGAGACGCCUCGAAUCUGGUGCGACAAAUAUUAGAAGGAUUGGCUUACCUCCAUGAGCACGAUAUAGUACAUCGCGACAUUAAGCCGGAAAACCUCCUGUUUCAGACAACUGAAAGUGAAGAUAAAUUGAUGAUCACAGACUUUGGCUUGUCAAGGAUCAUUAAAGACCAUGACGGUAUCUUGAUGACGGCAUGUGGUACACCGGGCUAUGUAGCUCCAGAAAUCCUUUUGCGCACUGGCCAUGGUACACCUGUGGAUAUAUGGAGUGUUGGCGUGAUUACAUAUACCUUACUUAGCGGAUACACGCCAUUCUGGGGAGCUGAUGAGGCCACCUUGUUUGAUAGCAUUAUUCGAGGACACUAUGAAUUCGAUGAAGAAUAUUGGAGCGAUAUUUCUGCAUCAGCUAAGCAUCUAAUAGAUUGCAUGUUGCAACUAGAUCCGGAGAAGCGGAUUACAGCGACCGAAGCAUUAGAGCAUCCAUGGAUUUCGCAAGGCCGUGCUAGUGCUACAGAUCUGAUUGCAAACGUACGGAAAGGAUUCACAAGUCGGCAAUCGUUUAGAUCAUUCACAACAGCCGUCUCGCAAAACAGUAAAUGAAUUAAAAAAGUCAAGCAUCUUUUUGCUCUAAACCAAUAAUACAUAAUGUAAAUGUACAAACAAAUAUGUAUGUAAACAUAAAAAAUAGUCCUUAUUUUCUGCAUCAACUAAACGGAGCCAAUGCGGAAAACCGCGGGUGAGCGCGGAAUAUUACCCCGGUUCCGAGCCAGAUCAUGAGGGUUGCAUGGUUUGUAUUUGAUAGCGUUAAGGAAAGGUCUGAUU